AUGGAGGAGGUAAUGGACCUGACAGUUCGCCUCAACAACCUCGGAAGAGGGCUAGACGCGCAGCGCAUGCCUCCUCCCAGGAUGAAGAAGACUCAAAAUCUACAAGGUCCGGUUACAAGCACUAGCACGCCUGACGAGCCCAUGAGCUACGUUGUCGUGGCAGGAAAGAAUGGGCCUGAGAUAGUGCCGCAGGAUGAGGCUGGCGUCAAAUCGUACUUUGACGAAAUAGACACUACCCCGGCGAGGCCGACGCUUCGGGAUCGGGUUUCGUCCAUCGCGGGAUAG
This is a messenger RNA of Parascedosporium putredinis, 285 nucleotides long. Lineage: Eukaryota; Fungi; Ascomycota; Sordariomycetes; Microascales; Microascaceae. The record is from the annotation of a GenBank genome assembly.